AUGACACUAUGGUUUUUAUAUUUAUUUAUCAAAUCAAUUGAAUCAUUUCAUUCUUUAAAUCCAUCAGAUUUAUUAUGCAAAAAAUAUUAUUAUCGAUUGAUUACCGAUCAAUGGAGUUAUAUCAUCACGUCAGAUAAUCCAUUAAUCGCUAUUCAUGCUACUAUUGGUCUAGAUAAUAAGCAUGUAUCUCAUUUAUUAACAGAACUAUGGUAUGAACAAAUCAAUCAUCAACCUCUAAUAGUGCAAUCAUCAUGGCCUUUUUUUAAAUCAUAUGGUGAAUUAAAUAAAGAUCAUGAUCAUUUUUGGGAUUUUAAUUUUUCUUCAAUUUUAAAUAAAUCAAAUUUAUUUUUUGAUCAUAAAUCAAUACUUAAUAUACAAUCAACAAUAUUUAAUAAACCAAUUGAUCUUAUCAUUCGACGAAAACAAUGGAACAAUUGUUCUUAUCCAAAAUCAUCAAUAGAUUUUGCUAUUUGUUGUGGUUUAUGCAGUAUAAUUGAUACUUGUCCGGAAAUAAAAAUUCUUCAUAAACAUUCAAGACAUGAUAUCAUUGUAACAAAUCGUGGUUUAAUUAUACAUCGAACAUUGAAAAUAUUUCCUGAAGAAUUUAUUUGUUCACUCUUUCCAUCAAAUCAAACAUAUCGUUUUUGGUCAACAAUAACUAAUUCAAUGAAUAUUGGUCAAAUACCAGAUAGUAAGAUUUUAAAUAGAUAUUUCGCAUAG
This is a messenger RNA of Rotaria sp. Silwood2, 720 nucleotides long. Lineage: Eukaryota; Metazoa; Rotifera; Eurotatoria; Philodinida; Philodinidae. The record is from the annotation of a GenBank genome assembly.